Nanorana parkeri is the source of this 1857-nucleotide messenger RNA. Its product is annotated as vomeronasal type-2 receptor 26-like. NCBI's taxonomy places the organism in Eukaryota, Metazoa, Chordata, Amphibia, Anura, Dicroglossidae. Gene Ontology annotation, cellular component: membrane. The coding region runs from base 1 to 1857 and encodes 618 amino acids. The record is from RefSeq and is a predicted model, not a curated record. The transcript has 8 exons. Gene Ontology annotation, molecular function: G protein-coupled receptor activity. Gene Ontology annotation, biological process: G protein-coupled receptor signaling pathway.
AUGGUGGAACGCACCAGGAAGAGUAUCACCGCCGUCACGCCUCCUCACUCUGACGCUGGCCGAUGCAUUCCACCCUGGAACGCGGCAGCGGCACUACGGGAUCCGUAUCUGAGACAUCUUCUGGCCUUCAUAUUUGCUAUAGAGGAAAUUAACAACAGAACAGACCUGCUGCCGAACAUCACGUUGGGAUUCCAGGUUUAUGAUACGUGUAAUAGGGAACGUGAAACUGUACAGAGUGUUCUGGAUGUCCUAUCCGGGUCAGAGGAUCCAAUUCCAAACUAUGAUUGUCAUAAGAAGAGUACAGUGUUUGGGUUCAUAGGUCACCGGACCAUCUCCUCCUCUAUGGCAUCAGCAGAACUGACGGGGGUCUAUCAAUAUCCUCAGCAAGUCACCUCUCCUAAACUGUCUGAUAACGACCUCCUGGCUGGUGUCAAUUCACACAGCCGAAGGAAGCACGGGGAGGGGGGAGAAGAUAUCAGCUAUGGCGCAAUGAAUCCAAGCUUCGAUAGUAAGUUCCAGUUUCCCUCAUUUUAUAGCACAGUCCCUGAAGUGAAGGAUCAAUUUAUAGCCAUCAUCCUCUUACUGAAGCAUUUUGGCUGGAAUUGGAUGAACAGGUAUCUGAGGAGAGCGCACAUCACAACUAAAGGAGGAGAGGAGAUACAGUUUAAUGAUGGAAAAGUCUCACCCAGGUUUGAUCUAUUAAACAUCGUAUUUACACCUAAUAAAUCCUUAUCAAUGAUUACUGUUGGAUCUUUUUACAAUUACGGGAAAGAAGUGAAACUCCAACUUAAUGAGAGUGCAAUUCAGUGGAGUCCACAAUUCUCUCAGACUCCACGUUCUCUGUGCUCCGAGAGCUGCCUCCCCGGAUACCAAAAACUUCAACAUAAAGGAGGACAACCAUGCUGUCACCACUGUGUACCCUGCCCGGAGAAUGAGAUCACCAAUAAGAAUGACAUGGAAAGGUGUUAUAAGUGUCCAGAGGAUCAAUGGCCCAAUGAGAGAAGAGACAGCUGUAUACAAAGAACAAUUGAUUUCCUGUCUUAUGGAGAUACAUUGGGAACUUCUCUUAUGUUUAUGGCUCUAUUAUUCUGUUUUGGAACUAUUAUCAUGUUUGGGAUAUUUGUGAAACACAAAGACACUCCAAUAGUAAAAGCCAAUAACCGGACCCUCAGCUUCAUCCUUCUCAUCUCACUGAUCCUGUCCUUUCUUUGUCCUCUGCUCUUCAUCGGACGUCCCACAAAGAUCUCCUGUCUUCUCCGACAAGCUGUUUUUGGGGCAAUUUUCUCUGUUGCAGUUUCUUCGGUUUUGGCUAAAACAGUUACUGUUGUUUUGGCUUUUAAUGUCACCAGACCUAACAGUAUUAACAAGUGGAUGAAAAAACAAUUCUCUGUUUUCCUCCUGAUUAUCUGCUCUUCUGGGCAGCUUGUGAUCUGUGUCUUCUGGUUUGUCUUUUCCCCACCAUUCCCAGAGUAUGACACCAAAGUGGAGAUGGGAAAGAUGAUAUUACAGUGUAACGAGGGCUCUGUCACUGCUUUCUACAUUGUGAUUGGCUACAUGGGAGGUCUGGCUGUGUUCAGCUUUAUUGUAGCAUUUUUAGCCAGGAAACUUCCCGACACGUUCAAUGAAGCUCAGUACAUCACAUUCAGCAUGCUGGUCUUCUGCAGUGUUUGGAUCUCCUUCAUCCCAGCCUACCUCAGCACCAAAGGGAAAUACAUGGUGGCUGUGGAGGUCUUCGCCAUCUUGUCCUCCAGUGCUGGACUCCUGGGCUGCAUCUUCAUUCCCAAAUGUUACAUCAUUCUGAUGAGACCGGAGCUGAAUGUGAAGGCGACUGUAGCCCAAAGAAAAGCACUUCAGUAA